AUGGAGCCCACUGUGGUACUCAUCACUGGCUGUUCCUCGGGCAUCGGCAUGCACCUGGCCCUGCGUCUGGCAUCCGACCCAUCCAGAAGCUUCAAAGUGUAUGCUACCAUGAGGGACCUGAAAUCACAGGGCCCGCUGUGGGAAGCGGCCCAGUCCCGAGGAUGCCCACCUGGCUCCCUGGAGAUAUUGCAGCUGGAUGUGAGGGAUGCAGAUUCCUUGGCUGCAGCCCAGGCCCGCGUUACUGAAGGCCGUGUGGACGUGCUGGUGUGCAACGCGGCCCGGGGCCUUCUGGGACCCCUAGAGGAGCAGACUUCGAAGGCAGUGGCCUCGGUACUGGAUGUGAACUUGGCAGGGACAGUGCGGAUGCUGCAGGCCUUCCUGCCAGACAUGAAACGCCGCCGCUCAGGACGCAUCUUGGUGACAGGGAGCAUGGGAGGUCUAAUGGGCCUACCCUUCAAUGAAGUUUACUGUGCCAGCAAGUUCGCGUUGGAAGGUUUAUGCGAAAGCUUGGCGGUUCAGUUGCUGCCCUGGAAGGUCCACGUGAGCCUCAUCGAGUGCGGCCCGGUGCGCACCCCCUUCUACGAGAAGGUGGAAGGGGGCCCCGGCGGGUCGCUGGGCGACGCGGACGCCGAGACCCGCGAGCUCUUCUCCCGCUUCCAGCGCCACUCGGAGUGCGUGUACCGCGAGGAGGCGCAGGAGCCGGACGAGGUGGUGGAGGUCUUCCUGGCCGCGCUGCGCGACCCGCACCCGGCCCUGCGCUACUUCAGCACCGAGCGCUACCUGCCCCUGUUGCGCCUGCGACUGGACGACCCCAGCGGCCGCAGCUUCGUGGGUGCCAUGCACGGCGGCAUCUUCCACGAGCAGCGGGAGGGCCUCAAAGGCACCGCCGGCUCCGAGGCCGGAGCCAGACCACACGAGGGGCCCUGA
Suncus etruscus (white-toothed pygmy shrew) is the source of this 927-nucleotide messenger RNA. RefSeq names its product hydroxysteroid 17-beta dehydrogenase 1 (gene HSD17B1). Gene Ontology annotation, molecular function: estradiol 17-beta-dehydrogenase [NAD(P)+] activity. The record is from RefSeq and is a predicted model, not a curated record. The transcript has 6 exons. Lineage: Eukaryota; Metazoa; Chordata; Mammalia; Eulipotyphla; Soricidae. Gene Ontology annotation, biological process: estrogen biosynthetic process. Bases 1 to 927 code for a protein of 308 amino acids. Gene Ontology annotation, cellular component: cytoplasm.